Leptosomus discolor (cuckoo roller) is the source of this 1098-nucleotide messenger RNA. NCBI's taxonomy places the organism in Eukaryota, Metazoa, Chordata, Aves, Leptosomiformes, Leptosomidae. The record is from RefSeq and is a predicted model, not a curated record.
AUAAUCUCUUGGGAAUUUCCUGGGUUGACAGUUCCUGGAUUCCAAUACUAAACAAUGGGAGUGUGCUGGACUAUUUCUCAGAGCGAAGUAACCCGUUCUAUGACCGAACAUGUAACAACGAAGUCGUCAAAAUGCAGCGGAUGACCUUGGACCAUUUAAACCAGAUGGUUGGAGUGGAGUACAUCCUUCUUCAUGCCCAAGAGCCCAUUCUCUUCAUUAUCCGAAAGCAGCAAAGGCAAUCUCCGACACAAGUUAUUCCAUUGGCCGACUACUAUAUUAUUGCUGGAGUGAUUUAUCAGGCACCUGACUUGGGGUCUGUCAUUAACUCCAGAGUUCUCACUGCAGUGCAUGGAAUUCAGUCAGCUUUUGAAGAAGCGAUGUCCUACUGUCGCUAUCACCCAUCCAAGGGCUACUGGUGGCAUUUCAAAGAUCAGGAAGAACGAGAGAAAGCUAAACCGAAAGCCAAGAAGAAAGAAGAACCAAGUUCUAUUUUCCAAAGGCAACGGGUAGAUGCUUUGCUUUUAGACCUGAGACAGAAGUUUCCACCCAGAUUUGUUCAGCAAAAGCCUGGAGAAAAGCCUAUCCCAGUGGAUCAAAUCAAGAAGGAACCAGAACCAGCCCCUGAAGCUGUCAAGCCAGAGGAAAAAGAGACUGUAAAGAAUGCUCAGCAGACUGCUGGUGCUAAAGGACCACCUGAAAAACGGAUGAGACUCCAGUGAAAGAAGUUCUUACACGUUUGGAUUAGUCAGUACCUGGAAAACGGGAGAUUCUUGCUCCCCUUUUCUUUAUAUUUAAGCUCUUUCACUGAGACUGAUGAUUCAGGGACUGAAGUCCCUGUAACAGCUAUUGUAGAAACCUGUCACGCAAGUGUUUAAUGUCAGAUGUGAGCUGCCUCAAAGAAGGUGUCUUCAGUCAUCUUAUUUUGAAUGUUGGUUUCUGAGAAUGGUUUUUACAUGAAUAUAUUUUGCAGCCUCCUGAAAUAUUUACAAAAUCUUAUAUCCUUUGUGUCUUGGUUUCCUAUGUAAAAAGAAAAAACUUUUUUAUAUAUAUAUAAAAAUAAUCGGAAUUCUUUGCAAAUAAAACUCCUGGCUGCUGGAA